AUGGACUCAAAAAUGGAUAGCGGAUACCUUGCCCCGGGAGAAGUGCUAGAUGAUGGAUACAACGUUAUGAGGGAGUUGCUUCCGGCAGAAAUUAUAGGAAUUAUGGAUCAGUUGCUAUGCUUUGAGGUCGCCUGGCACAUGGGGCAUCCUUUAUCUCAAACCCUGUUCACUUCAUUUUACAUUGAUCAUUUGCUCUGGCCGGUUCCGAAUGCUCUUGAAGAUGCACGCUUUGAUCGUUCUCAGUGCCAAAUAGACAGAGUGAAUCAAGUCUCUAUUUCUUUAGGUCUGGUUCAUAUCGUCUUAAGAGCGUACUGCUUAGCAUUGAUUAAAGCCUGUGACCUUGUCAUCAAAAGAGUAGGCUUGGAGUAUUACUACGAGGAAGAAGACUUUGUCACUCAGCUCUACAACCGAAAGCUACUUAAAGAUGUGCAUCCCUCUAGAAUUCAUGGUCUUAUUGAUGAGGCUGUAUCCUGGCUGAAUGCACAAGAUAAAUUUCUUGAUGACGCCAUUUUAGAAGCUCUUCAGAGCCGGUUAACGUUUCGGCGACAGUUUCUCUCUACCUUGGAACUGGACAUUUCUGUGAUAGAUAGUAGGGUCACAGAUUAUCCACAAGCCUGCCUUGAUCAGAUUGAUAUUAUUGAAAAAUCCAUGUCGAUCGGGCAACCUGUAGAUGCGGCAUUUAGCCAUAAAAUCCAGCGGCGAUUAGCCAGCACAGUUCCUCCACGACCAAUUGUCAAGAUUAAUCAAGCAGAUGCCAUAUCAUUUCUAAAGCGAUUGUUCAAGGAUGCCAUUGAUGUGCAGGGAAUCCUCGAUUCUGGUUGCCCUUAUGAUUUAAUGAAAUCUGUCUGGAUACUACAAUCUCGGAAACCACAGCCAUCCGUCUAUAUUCGCUCUUUGACGCAAUCGCUGUUACUGAAUGACUUGCGCGUUCUUGGCUCAAAGUCCAUCAAGCAGUUUGUUUACGAAGAUUUAACAGAUCAUGUUCUUCCAUGGAGUAUGCUACUUGAUAAAAGAAAUGAAGCAGUUGAGGUUCCUUCAGAUCCGCGGUAUCAGAUCGUUAAACAAAUGAAUGCGUUUGUCGAACGAGUUGCCCAGCCCUUUAUCGACACAUAUCGUACAUCUUGUCUGAAUCGAAGCCGGAUUCGACGCACACUUAGUCACUCAGUUGUCGACUGGGACCAUCUUCAAGUCGAAGCUGAGGAUCUCGACGUUCAUCUUCGCUCUUUAACAACUGAGCCUGCAGUUACACUGAACGGUGAUGAGACAACGUACGCGUACCCCUUAAGCAGCUGGGUAUAUCACCAAAAAUUAAAACAGCUUCGGCUCCUCCUACAACUAGGCUUCGAGCUUUCUGUGUAUUCAGUUGAAGAGCUCCCCGGUCUAUACUGGUACCUAUCGCAUAUAUGUGCUACCCAUCUGGUCCAUUUAGAUCGAAUCCGUUCUUGCGUAGAAAUCGAGUAUGACAGACAAAAGUCACAAGACACCAACUCGCUAGGAAACCCAGAGCGGAGAGAAGCAUUCCGGAAAACAUUAAAAAUCAUUCAUCGGCAAUCGACAGAACUUGUUGCAACGGAUGCAUUUGCCAUUGCUUUGCAUGCCCUCUAUACCUUGAUACUACGUUAUAAGCUCUUACCAUCGACAUAUUUAGCUUCAAAAAAACAUUACGCAUCCGAGAAAUUGCGUUACGAGCUAAGGAUGAAACCAUUCUUCUCAGUCUCGUUACCAGAACCUGUGCCUUUUGACUCUUUCUUAAAGGAAUCUAUGUUAGAAGAUAGGAGUGACGAAUCCGUGCUUGAUCGAGCCGUUGCUGCAAUUGCAGAGGCCAAAAGAAGUUUAGAACAGUGCCUGGCAGAAGGUGCAUUUGUCGGAGAUCAGGUCGUACAAAAAAACGAUGGAAAAUCAGGCGCCAAAACCCCUCCAUUGUCGUGUCUUUCAGACGACUGGACAAAAGAUGUCAAGGAUUCAUUACGAGCAUGCAUUGCCUCGAGUAUCGCGAUCGGGGCAUUUAAGAAAGCUUUAACAGCAGCUUCAGCCUCUCAGUCUAAGAAACAAGGGCCACAGAGAGGUGUGGGUGUGAAUUCAGACCGAAAGCUACCUAAUUUGUCGAUCGAGAUCCCAGAGCCCGGCUCCAAGGCUUGUUGGCACGAUUGGUGGAUUGUUCCUAAGGUUUCUGAAGUAAUUCCUGUUCGAGCUACCAAAGACAAAAGUGUGAGAACGGAUUCAAAGAAAUAA
Molecule: messenger RNA, 2232 nt
Organism: Ophidiomyces ophidiicola
Lineage: Eukaryota; Fungi; Ascomycota; Eurotiomycetes; Onygenales; Onygenaceae
Gene: MAK10
Product: N-alpha-acetyltransferase, non-catalitic subunit
Exons: 6
Coding region: 1-2232 (743 amino acids)
Biological process (GO): N-terminal peptidyl-methionine acetylation
Cellular component (GO): NatC complex
Source: RefSeq, a predicted model, not a curated record